AUGGCAGCCAUGCAUCACCCAGACAUUGAUGAGUGUGCAGAAAAUGGAAAUAUCUGUGAUCCCAAUUCUGACUGUGUGAACAAUAUUGGGUCUUACAACUGCUACUGCCACCUCGGUUACCAAACACCUAAUGACACCAUGCCUAGCCCUUCAAACCCCUGUCAAGACAUCGAUGAGUGUUUGACAGACAUCUGCGGACCCAACUCCACCUGUACUAACACUGUAGGGAAUUACACCUGCGCCUGUGAACAGGGAUUCGAUGUGUACUACAAGGCCCUUGUGAUCAGUCCUGUGAACCCCUGUCUAGAUGUGGACGAAUGUGUCACAUAUGAAUGUGGUUCUGAUACUGUGUGCUACAACACUCCAGGAAGCUACUACUGUACCUGUAAGGAAGGGUACAUUCCCACAACUGGACUUACCUGGGAGUUUGAUGUUACUGAGUGCAAGAUUCUGAUGUCAGUCAAUGGGAUGGAGAAGCUCAUGAAUGUCGAUUUCUUUAAGAGCGAAAAUGUCACGGAGAUAUAUUCUGACAUCAUCACCGCCACACUGCCUAAGACGAAACACAAGGAGCUCCCUGAGCCUGUCAACUUCACUGUGUACCACAAGAAGAAGUUCCAGGCUGGGCUGGUUACCUGUGUGUACUGGAAGGAACAGGGGGAGGAGACUCACUGGUCAGUGGAUGGGUGCACAGCCUCCUUCUCCAAUGAGACCCAUACAGUAUGCAGCUGUACCCACCUCUCCACUUUCGCCCUCCUCCUGCAGACGGAAGAACAGGAAGAGGACAGUGCUCUGCUGGAGGCGGUGAACCUGUUCUGUAUGAGUGUGGGUCUGGCCUUCCUCGCCCUCGCCAUCCUCACAUUCCUGCUGUGCACAUGGAACCCUAAAAUCAACAACACUGCCCGCCUCCACCUCAGUAUCUGCCUCUUCUUGGGUCACCUGCUCUUCCUUGUGGGCGUGUCUCGCACUGAGAAUGCGGUGGUGUGUGCAGUCAUUGCAGGCACACUGCACUUCCUCUUCCUGUCCAGCUUUGUGUGGAUGCUGCUGGAGACUCUGCAGCUCUUCCUGCUGGUCAGGAGCCUGUCCAAAGUGCAGGUCAUCCAUAAGGAGGGGCUCAGGGCACUGUACCUCCUGCUGAUUGGCUACGGAGCUCCCCUGGUGGUGGUGGGAGUGUCUGCAGCAGUGUUUUCAGACGGCUAUGGCAACAAAGACGCGUGCUGGUUGUCAACAGAUCGAAACUUCCGCUGGAGUUUUAUUGGUCCAGUGUGUGCCAUAAUUUCACUCAACUUCAUCUCAUUUUGUGUGAUCCUCUGGAGCCUGCGGCCUACUCUAGCCAACAUGAAGAGCGACGUCUCCCAGUCGAGAGACACCAGGCUUAUUAUGUUCAAAAUUGUUGCCCAGUUUCUCAUUUUGGGGUGCACCUGGAUCCUGGGAUUUUACCAGAGAACCUCUAUGUUAAAAUACCUCUUCGUCAUCCUCAACUCACAGCAGGGCACCUUCAUCUUCAUCGUUCACUGUCUGCUCAACAAAGAGGUGCGUGAGGAGUACAAGAGGUGGUUCUCAUGUCUGCUUAGAACAAAGGAGCCAUCAGGAAGCAGGGGUUCUCCUAAUAGCGUAGCUACUGUUAAAAAAUGA
Molecule: messenger RNA, 1632 nt
Organism: Conger conger (European conger)
Lineage: Eukaryota; Metazoa; Chordata; Actinopteri; Anguilliformes; Congridae
Product: adhesion G protein-coupled receptor E1-like
Exons: 12
Coding region: 1-1632 (543 amino acids)
Biological process (GO): cell surface receptor signaling pathway; adenylate cyclase-activating G protein-coupled receptor signaling pathway
Cellular component (GO): membrane
Molecular function (GO): calcium ion binding; G protein-coupled receptor activity
Source: RefSeq, a predicted model, not a curated record